Messenger RNA from Dacryopinax primogenitus, 1241 nucleotides. RefSeq lists its product as uncharacterized. Lineage: Eukaryota; Fungi; Basidiomycota; Dacrymycetes; Dacrymycetales; Dacrymycetaceae. Gene Ontology annotation, molecular function: protein binding. The record is from RefSeq and is a predicted model, not a curated record. The transcript has 2 exons. Bases 97 to 1149 code for a protein of 350 amino acids.
CGAGCACGCGAUUAUCCGACGCCCUCCGCCAGCAGCCUCAACAGCACUCCUGCUGCCCUCCAAGGAGAUAAGUACCCCCUUCUCUCUAACAAGGGGAUGCACCAAGCCCAGCUGCACGCAUUCUCGGGGUUGUACACCCAGUGGCUGCAACGACAGCUUCAAGCACACGUGGGAUCUUUGUCUCUCCCCGAUCAAGUCGCUCUCCGCCUUCCUCAGCCAGGUAUGCUCCCUCUCUCUUCCCCCGGGGUGAGCACCCUCCCUCCCCCAGAAGAACUAGACGACGAAGAGGAGAAGCUCGAGCUCCCCCCCGAGUUCUACUCUUCGAAACCGGAUAUCGUCCUUGUCUCUCUCGAAGGCGUCGAGUUCCCUACCCAGAAGCUCUUCCUCAGCGUCGGCAGCGCGUUCUUCAGGCGUAUGUUUGAGGAUGCCUCUUCUGAUGCCUCUACCAGCACCAGCGCCUCUCCUGAUCCCUACACGAACGAACUUGAACGCGUCCCCUGGCCAGAGAAGGCAUCCACGAUCGUCCACCUGCUCCAGCUCCUCUAUCCACUCCCCAAACCCCGUUUCCCCUCUCUUGGAGUAACACUUCAGCUCCUCCUCUCCGCGGACAAAUGGGAGCUCGCACUACCCCUCCAGCGUCUGAAGGACUCUCUCCUCACCAAAUGGGCGAAGGAACGUCCAUUGCGCGUAUACGGCUUCCUCUGCUCUUCGGGAUUAGGCACGCAGGAGGAGAUCCGUGCUGUGGCUGAAGAAUGUCUAGCGCGCUGUGACCCCAGGGAAGGGAGAUGGAAACGCGAUCUGGAGGGCAUGUCCGCGCUCGCCCUCUCCUCACUACUCGAUGCUCGGGACGCGCGCGCCGCCCAAGCGCAGAAAGUCGUGCAACGCGAGGUGCCGAGUCACUGUCCGCAUGGGUUUCCUCUGGCGACUGCUGCGCUGGUGGGGCAGUGGAAGGCUGCUCUUGGGGAGAGGCUUGCAAGGUGGCCGACGGGGAGGGUGAUGGAUGGCUGGGAGAGCAUCGCGGAGGUCCUUUGGCCUGAGGGGGUGGCUGCGAGUUGUAGACUGUGCAUUCCAACGGAAGCGAGGAGAGCGUGUAUUGAGAAAGUCGCUAAAGCGCAAUGGGAUAUCGAUGCGCUGCCUAUUACGCUCUAGCUUUUGCCAGAAGCUAGAGGCUGGAGCUGGGAUCUGUAGAAAACCCCUGUCGUAUUAUCGCUCAUCUGUAUCUAGACCUGAAUGCACCCAGC